Molecule: messenger RNA, 3180 nt
Organism: Phoenix dactylifera (date palm)
Lineage: Eukaryota; Viridiplantae; Streptophyta; Magnoliopsida; Arecales; Arecaceae
Biological process (GO): carbohydrate metabolic process
Molecular function (GO): alpha-amylase activity; calcium ion binding
Source: RefSeq, a predicted model, not a curated record
UCGGCUUCCAAGAGUUCGGAAGGGGAACGGAGAAGACGAAGCAAGAAAGGUCAUCUCAACUCCUACGGAGACCAAGAACGCUAGAUUGGCUCGUAUCUCUACGAUUGAUUCCAAUUCUUAGAUGGCUAUUGCCACCUGCGCUGAUGCAACCCUGUGGUGUCCUUCUCGUGGUUCACUCAAUUUCCGCAAAUGUUGGCUCCAGAUUUCACCAGUCUGCCGCAGGUGGCAGCUGAAAGCUCCUAGGAAUUUUUCUGAUAGAAAAAGGAAAAAUGUAUCAAUUAAUGAAGGCUUCCGUGCAUUCAGUAUUAGAGUACGUGCUGGCCCGGACAAGUCCGAUGACACCUUUGAAGAGAUUGUUGGAGAUGGAGAUCACUCUUCACAAGGCAAUGGUGGUGAACUUGCUCGGUCCACUAUUGCGCUGUCUGAGGCAAGAUCAAAUCAGGAGGCCACUGGAAAAGAGAGAGAUGAGUUACUUGAAGAGUUGGCACAGUCACAGGCUAAGCUGCAGGAAUAUGCUGAUAUGAUAAAGCAUGACAAGGAAUUAGCAGUUGCAGAACUCGAAGCAGCUGAAUCUCUGUUCAAUCACAAGCUGCAGGAAUCAAUCGAGGACAAAGUUGCUUUGGAAUCCAAGUUGGUUCUUGCCAAACAAGAUGCGAUUGAACUUGCUGUGCAGGUUGAGAAAUUAGCAGAACUUGCUUUCCAGCAAGCUACCUCUCACAUAUUAGAAGAUGCUUGGUUAAGGGUGUCUGCUGCGGAAACUUCUGCUGCCGAAGCAGCUUAUCGCAUCGAGGAACAGAUAAGAAGUGCUGCUGAGGGUACUAUCUCCUCUAUUGCUGAUCAAUCAACAGAUGCAAUAAACAAGGCCUUGUCUGCAGCAGAACAAGCCAGCAGCCAUGCAAAAAAAUCUGUAUCGGCUCUCUCUGGUGGAGAAAAUUUGAUGGAUGAGAUUGCAGCUCUUCGGUCUCAAAAUUUUGCAUUACAGAAUGCUGUCAGUGAUUUAGAAUCUCGAUUGCUUAUUAUGAAAAGUGAGGCUGAGGGAUUUAAGUCUGAGUUGGAACAAGCUCUAGCACAAGCAAAGGCUUCUUAUCUUCGUGCUAAUGCUGCAGAAAAAGCCCUGAAUGAUCUUCAAGAACUAACUAAGAAGAAGUCUGUUGAAAAGGAAGAGGAAGUCAGGUCAUUGUUAGAGAAAAUGAAGGAGGAGGCGGCAGAAAGGGAAAAAGCAGCUGGAAAGGCUUUCAAGGUUGAACUGGAAAGCUUCAUGGCUGCCGUUGAAGCCAUCAAGGAAACAGCACGUAUAAAAGACCAAGCCUAUAUGAGGAGAUGUGCUGCCCUGCAGAGAUCUCUGAAAGCAUCUGAAGCUGCUUCAGAGGUCUGGAGACGGAGAGCAGAGAUUGCAGAGUCAAUCUUGCAUGGGGAAAAAUCACCUGGAGAAGAUGAAGAAGAUGUGGACUAUCUAGUUAAUGGAGGAAGGAUUGAUCUUUUGACUGGUGAUGAUUCACAAAAGUGGAAACUGCUUGUUGAAGGUCCUCGAAGAGAGAUACCUGAAUGGAUGGCCCGUAGGAUUACAACUAUCUGUCCUAGGUUGCCACCGAGAAAAGUUAAUAUGUCUGAGGCACUAGCAGCAAAAUCCCUGUCAUUGAACUUGCCCAAACCUGAUGAAGUGUGGUCUAUAGCACAAGAAAAACCAAAAGAGGCAGAUAUGCUUGUUGAGCAUGUAAUUGAGAAAGAAGCUGUAGAGAAGAAGCGGAAGGCUUUGGAACGUGCUUUACAGAGGAAAACUGUACAAUGGCAAAGGACCCCUGAACAAACAAAAUUAGAGCCUGGCACUGGCACUGGGCAUGAGAUCGUGUUUCAAGGAUUCAAUUGGGAAAGCUGGAGAAGGAGGUGGUACCUGGAGCUAGCUCCUAAAGCUGCAGAUCUAUCGCAGUCUGGGAUGACAGCAGUGUGGUUUCCCCCACCAACAGAAUCUGUUGCCCCUCAAGGUUAUAUGCCUUCUGAUCUUUACAACUUGAACUCUGCUUAUGGUUCUAUGGAGGAGCUUAAACAAUGUAUCAAGGAAAUGCAUGCUCGAGAUCUUCUGGCCUUGGGAGAUGUUGUACUUAAUCAUCGAUGUGCACAGAAACAGAGUCCAAAUGGAGUGUGGAAUAUUUUUGAUGGCAAGCUUGCAUGGGGACCUGAGGCUAUUGUCUGUGAUGAUCCAAAUUUCCAAGGUCGUGGAAAUCCAUCAACUGGUGAUAUCUUUCAUGCAGCUCCUAACAUAGAUCAUUCUCAAGAAUUUGUUCGAAGAGAUAUCAAGGAUUGGUUGAACUGGCUUCGAAGUGAUAUUGGCUUUGAUGGAUGGCGCCUCGACUUUGUAAGAGGAUUCUCUGGUGGCUAUGUGAAGGAAUAUAUUGAAUCUUCAAAUCCUGCAUUUGCUAUUGGAGAAUAUUGGGAUAGUUUGGCAUAUGAAGGUGGCAAUUUAUGCUACAAUCAAGAUGCUCAUCGGCAAAGAAUUGUCAACUGGAUCAAUGCCACUGGAGGCACGUCAUCUGCAUUUGAUGUCACAACAAAGGGCAUUCUCCACUCUGCUUUGCAUAACCAAUAUUGGAGGUUGAUAGAUCCUCAGGGGAAACCAACAGGAGUCAUGGGAUGGUGGCCCUCACGUGCAGUGACAUUUUUAGAGAACCAUGACACAGGAUCUACCCAGGGACAUUGGCCAUUUCCACGGGACAAGCUUGGGCAAGGAUAUGCCUACAUUCUUACACACCCUGGAACGCCUGUAAUAUUUUAUGAUCAUUUCUAUGACUUCAGCCUUCGAGACACCAUUACAGAGCUAAUUGAGUCCCGAAGACGAGCUGGAAUACACUGCAGGAGCCCUGUCAAGAUAUACCAUGCAAACAAUGAGGGAUACGUUGCCAAAGUCGACAGCAGCCUUGUGAUGAAGAUAGGAUACUUCGACUGGAACCCUUCCAAAGAGAAUAAUUUGGGGGGGACCUGGCAGAAGUUCGUUGACAGGGGUUCUGAUUAUCAGAUUUGGUUGAGACAGUAAAUUCUAUCUAUUUAUAGAUGAAACCUAGAUUACUUGUCUAUUCUUGAGAAAUACAGAGAAAGAGACUACUUGUCUCAUGGAUACAAAUCUAAAUCUACAUGAGCAAAUCUAUCAUGCAAUAAUAACUAUUAAGCAGUCGAAUUGAAGCUUCA